UCGCUUCCCCAAGGACCCGGCGUGCCCGCUAAGCCUGCUGUUGCACGUCCAAGUACUUUGAUAUGUACACCGCCCCGACCCUGUGUUGCACUUUUUGUAUUGCUGGUGCUGUCCAAGCUCUACCUAUCAUUGCUGUACAGGUCAUCUCCAUUGUCACCUUGCUUGUGCGUUGGAUUGCACAAGAAGAGCCGAUGUGAUAUCGAUUCCUACUCACUUGUCACCCAUUCUUUGCCGGGCUGCCGGCUGCCCGCCAUUCCUAUCCGUGUUGCUUGCAUUUCCGGGGAUAUAUACCUAGGGAUACAUGUACAUAUGUAUGUAUGUAGGAAUGUAUGUGCGUCCAAAGCAGAAAUGUACAUGCAUACAUCAUGAUACAUGAAUCCGUGCAUAUACACAUACAUAGAUCCAGCAGCUGCUUGCGCUCCCUCGGGGCGACAGGAUGCCACUCAACCACUCGCCGCCAAGCCCCCUCGCCUAGCGCUUGCCCACUUGCAGCCUCCAUCCCAUCAGUCCAUCUCCACUCCAGUCCAUGUGUCCAUCUCCUCCGACCCCCCUUAUCCCAUACGCCAAUGCCAGCCCACGACUCGCUGACACCCUCCCCCACCUGACUACCUGUGUGUCGGUGAACAAUCAUCUUCACCGGCCAUGUCAAACGCUGGCUCGAGCAUCCACUAAUCCGACUUCUGUCUUCUCCUCACGCCUGAAUCCAGAGUCACUCGACGCCGCGGUCGAUCCCUUUACAUGCUUACAUGUAUAUAUGUAUAUAUAUAUAUACUGACCUCCCCGCUCCGUGCCGCCAGUCCUCCAAGCCUGUGCCACCAGUUAUUGAGUCUGGUCUUGCCCUGUCCGCGACUCGCAAACCCAGCCCGAUUCAGCAGCUCACCAUGGCCUCGCCAGUUUCAAAAGCAAUAUUGGCGCGCGACGGCGUGCGUUUUGCCCGCUGAAAACACGAAGAAUUCUCUGCGCGAGCCCUACAUCGUGAUUCCAGCGCCACUCAAAAAAGGGAUAUCUCGUCUAGUGCCACCGCCCAUCUAGAAUCCUUCUCCAAGUCGUCUGUACGCCAUGUGUUUUUGAUAUCCAAACUCGGCCUAGAUGUCCGAAUCCGAUCCAAUAAAUCGGUACACCUUUCCCUAACGAGACCUUCACAUAUAGGGACCCGCGGCCAACAAUGCGCAAAAGGCUCCACCCGUCAAACUACACUCCAGCCCCAUUGCACUUCUGCAGGUACCAUCGGCUGUUGUUCUCCAUCAGAUGUGAUGCAAUUUCCCAGAUACUUCUAUCGUUGAAUGCCGUUAUGUUUUGACUUCUUCUUCUCUUUUGCUUUCUCACCGCGCUCCCCAAUGUGCUGGAUAUAGGCUUUGCCGCAGCCUUCCAACUUCUCACACUCCUUAAUCAUCCCAGCAGACAUACCGCCUGCGUUCACUCUUUUCAAAUUCCUGGGAAUAACAUCCCAACACACUCGUUCCAACCCACUCUCCUUCAAAUCCGGUUUCAACGGCUUAAUUCCCAUCUUAAUACUUAAUCUCUCCCGUCUUCACCAUGUUUACACGCUCUAUUGGUCUUGCGGCUGCAUUUUCAGUUGCCGUUUCCGCAAGUUUCGAUGCUCAAUCUAGUUCCAACGUAGCCAUCUACUGGGGGCAAGGAGAUGCCCAAAUUACACUCCCCGAAGUUUGCAGUGACGAGAGCAUCGACAUUGUGAACCUCGCUUUUCUCAAUGAAUUUCCCACCGCGGUUGGUGAAUAUCCCGGUAACAAUUUUGCCAAUGCUUGCGAGCCUGAGUGGUACACUCUGAAUGGAGUCAAAACCAAGUUGAGUUCCAAUUGCCCUCUUAUUGGUCCUGGUAUAAAGAAAUGCCACGAGAAUGGGAAAAAGGUCUUCUUGUCCCUCGGUGGAGGAGUGCCCACCAACUACAGUCUGCCCAGCCAAGAAGUUGCCGAGUACUUUGCCGACUUUGUUUGGGGUGCGUUUGGACCCUUGGAUCCAACGUGGGAGGCAGCUGGAAAGCCCCGUCCUUUUGGAGAUGUUGCCGUGGACGGCUUCGACCUUGAUCUUGAGGCUUGGAUCCCUUCGGCGGCAUCCAACGAGUACCAAUACGUCAACUACGAUCAUUUUGUCAACAAAUUGCGGUCACACUACGCUGAUUCCGGCGGCGAGUACUACAUUUCUGGGGCUCCCCAGUGCAUUGUUCCUGAUGAGAGAAUGGCAUAUGCAAUUGAGCGAUCCCAUUUCGAUUUUCUUUUCGUUCAAUUCUACAACACGGCUCAAUGCAACACUCGCCGCGGCUACGAGGGCCUCGGCAAGGAUACCACUACCUUUACGUUCGAUGCAUGGGUUGCCUGGUUGAACGAUCAUUCGGCCAAUCAAAACGUAAAAAUUUACUUGGGAAUGCCCGCUUCUGAUGUAGCAGUCCCGAGCGAUCCAACGUCGUACCUGACUCCCACGGAAGCCGAAAAAUUAAUCAACGCAUACAAAUCAUCUCACCCCGAAAGAUUUGGUGGCGUGAUGCUGUGGGAAGUCAUGCGUAACAUUCGUAAUCCAAUCUGUGACAGGCCUUAUUCGACAUAUAUCCGAAGUAUUUUGGACGGAACGUUCCAGAACGAAGUCUGCCCUAGCACUUCAGUAUCUUUGCCUUCAUCCACCAGCAGUUCUGUUCCAUCGCCAACUGCCGUUAGUCCUGACGGCAGCUGUGGUCCAAAAUCCGGAUACACGUGUGCUGGGUCUGCCUUUGGAAAUUGCUGUUCUGCCUAUGGGUAUUGUGGAAGCACCUCAAUCUACUGCGACGUUGUGGAAGGCUGUCAAUCGUUGUUUGGCGCAUGCGGCUCUGCUUCUCUCUCCUCCUCCAGCAACAGCGCUCCAAGCUUGACCUCCAGCCCAGUCCCCACUGCCACUGCUCCAUCGGCAAUCAGUACGGAUGGAAGCUGUGGAGGCACAAAGGGAUAUACUUGUGUUGGAUCCACGUUCGGCGACUGCUGUUCCUCUUAUGGUUGGUGUGGAAGCAGUUCGCUUCACUGCGAUGCCGGUUGCCAGAAUGUGUUUGGCAUUUGCCCGAACAGUGUCAGUAAUCCAGUGUCUAUCAAACUGAAUACCCUGGAUUCCAACACUGUCCCCACUGCGCUUUCGAGCUCCCCUCCAUUCCCUACUAACGGAAAUUCCACCGUCGUUGCCGGUCCUACAGGUACGCAACCAAGUGUUAGUCUGGGUACUGGAAGCUCGUUCUCAGACUCCCCUGCAUUGUCCGCCAAUGCAACCACCAGUAGCGGUGCUAUCAGGUCGAGUGCUGGGAGCAUGUCCCCAACUUCCGCACCUUUCCCUGGGAAGGGUAACUCGACCUCAGUAUUUGGUCCCACCGGCACUAUAUCUGGCAUUGUUACUACUGCAUCAUCAUCUGCCCCCGUUGCGCCUUUUCCCACUUCGAAUAACUCGAGCUUCAUUCCAUCCGGAACUGGGAUAUCUACUAUCUUGAUCGGAACCGUCACUUCUUCUGGCGUUAUUCCUUUGAGCACUGCUGGUCUGGGUAACUUUACUUCUAGAUUCUCGUCCACGGGAAGCCCCAUCGUCGAUUCUGGAACUGCUCUCGUACAAGCAUCGACGACUGGUACGGGCUCCAAUCAGCCCAUGUAUACUGCUAUUUCAGGUGCCGUUGGGCCAUCAGGAUCGUUGUUGUUCCCUUCUCAUUCCGCUCACGGUCCUUAUGUCAACACAACAGUCUCAGCCGCCGGCUACGGGCAUGCGAAUCCUACGUCUUAUGGGGUAGCUCAGCCUAGUAGCGCCCCGGUCUAUGGCGCUCAACAGAGUAGUUCGAGAUCAUUCGGGAGUUCCCACUCUCUGUCCAGCUCUGUGACUAGUCAACCCACUCAAGCUACAUCGCCUGUAUCGACUGCUUCUAGUCCCGCGACGACUGUAUACACAACGACGUAUGUUGAUAUCUGCCCAACUGGAUGGACCACGAUCACAACUACAUUCACUCGCACGAUUUGCGACUCAUGCGCGAAGCCGACGUCGCCACCCGCUAUCCCUGCGGACUGGACGGAGACUGUGACUGUUUGCACAGCAUGCGGACCCAUUCCCACCACUGUCACUCUUACGAAACCCGCCAAUGCACCUUUUGCGCCUCCAUCUUUGCCGACUUAUAAGAUGGCUCUAAUCAAUACAACAAAAAGAAUUACCGUCAGCACCGCCUCGACUUUCGGCCCUAAGUCUACCCCAUCUGCCGGUGUCCAAUAUAGCAGUGAAAAAUAUGCCAAUCAGCCAGGUAGCGGCAGCCCCAAUGCUCCUGUUGACAGUGGCCAUAACAGUAAGGAGUCUUCCAAAAUUGGCUCUAGUGCUACCAAGCCCGCCGUCUCGAGUCCUACUAGCUCUAGCGGUGUCCAAUUCAUACAUCCAUCCGGCGCUCACUCCUCCAAAGUUGCAAGUGAGAUUCAUCUCAGUGUCUCGUCAGGAAGCUCUCAGAUGCCUGGACCAUCCAGCCAUGCAGCUUUUAACACCACUAGCACUGCUUCAGCAUACCACGCAAUUGCGACGGGCACUUUGGCGCCGCAGGUGGCGCAACAACAUGGCGAUUACCAGGCUGCGUCGCCGUCUGUGCCAACAUCUGAAUUGUUCCAAGGGGCCGCUCCAGAGCUGGUGCGAUUUAGUGGCAUCGGUGGAUUGGCUAUACUCGUGGCUGGUGUGAUCGUGUGGUAA
Messenger RNA from Periconia digitata, 4680 nucleotides. The record is from the annotation of a GenBank genome assembly. NCBI's taxonomy places the organism in Eukaryota, Fungi, Ascomycota, Dothideomycetes, Pleosporales, Periconiaceae.